GUAUCUUGUUGGCGAAAAAGAAAUUUUACAGAAAAAUUGCAUAACGCAUCAAAUGCUUAUUAAUCAAGUCAGAUGAUUAAAAAAGGUUCAUCUUGGUAAGAUUAUUCAGCAAGAUCAAGAAUGUUAUAUAUAAAAGCGUAUGCAUAAACAGACACUCUUAUCAACUCAACAUCAUUUAUAAUGUCUACUGCACUUUUCUCUCCUAUCAAAAUUGGUCGACACACACUUAACCAUCGUGUUAUUCUUGCACCAUUAACUCGAUUCCGUGCUACUGAGGACGGUGUUCCUACAGAAAUCCAAGCUGAAUACUAUCAGCAACGUGCAUCUGAAGGCGGCCUCCUUAUUACUGAAGCUACUUUUAUCACAGACCGUGCAGGAGGUAUCCCUUAUAUUCCUGGUAUCUAUUCACAGAAACAGAUCGAAGGCUGGAAAAAGGUCACCCGCGCUGUCCAUGAAAAGAAGGCAGUGAUCUACUUACAAUUAUGGCACAUUGGGCGUGCAGCUUUCAGCAAGAACAAUCCCAACCAAGAACAAGUUGUAUCUGCUAGUGAUGUCCCUAUAGAAGGCCCCAGUUGGUUCGGUGAGGCUCAUGAAGUUCCUCGUCCUCUUACAAUUGAUGAAAUUCAGGGUCUUAUUCAGGAAUUUCGCCAAGCUGUUGUGAAUGCUAUCGAAGCUGGGUUUGAUGGUGUUGAAAUCCAAUGUGGUGGUGGCUUUAUUAUUGAUCAGUUUAUCAAUUCAGGUUCUAACAAGCGAACAGAUAACUAUGGUGGCUCUGUAGAAAACCGUACUCGAUUGGCUCUCGAAAUUAUUGAUACAAUCACUGAUGCUGUUGGUGCUGAUCGUAUUGGUGUCCGUCUUUCUCCUGGUUCAACCUUUGGUGGCAUGCAAGAUGAGGAUGUUGUCGCUACAACAAGUUAUCUGGUUUCUCGCAUUCAAGAGAGACACCCUGACUUGGCUUAUCUUCACUUUAUCGAGCCCCGUGCAGACGUGCAUAUGAGCGAUGAAGCAACAACAAACGAUACGCUUGAGCCCUUUAGAAAGAUCUGGAAGGGUCCAUUGAUUACUGCAAGUGGCUUCUCAACUGCAAGAGAAUAUGCUUUUGAAUUUGCUGAAAAGACAGGAAGUAUGAUUGCCUUUGGCCGUGCCUUUAUUGCUAAUCCUGAUUUGCCUCAACGACUCUUGAAUGGUUCAGAACUCAACAAAUAUGAUCGUUCCACUUUUUACACCCGUGGUCCGAAGGGUUUUAUUGAUUAUCCCUUUUUAAAAUAAACUUUAUUAGACAGCUACAGGUGGCC
This is a messenger RNA of Gilbertella persicaria, 1295 nucleotides long. RefSeq lists its product as uncharacterized. Bases 181 to 1269 code for a protein of 362 amino acids. The record is from RefSeq and is a predicted model, not a curated record. Gene Ontology annotation, molecular function: oxidoreductase activity; FMN binding. The transcript has a single exon. Lineage: Eukaryota; Fungi; Mucoromycota; Mucoromycetes; Mucorales; Choanephoraceae.